UUUACUCCAGUAAUUCUUCCUCUUCUCCCUCGUCAUCAACUCGGCCAGAUCACGAGCAAAAUCUUUUCAGGCAAGUACUUCAUUUGAAUCUUUUUUCUUAAUACCGCCAAUCCAUGUUUUAAUUCUGGGUCACUCCCUCAUUCACCGUCUGCACAAUUUUCUUCGCCGCAAUUUUAAUACGCCAAUUGCAAAACAUUCAAGUUUAGAAGGCGAUCUGCUCAUAAGAUGGCAUGGGAUUGGAGGGUGAACGGUUUCGAAAACUAGGGAGUAUGAUUUAUGUGUAGUCGAGGAAUUCGCUCCCAAUGUUGAUUUCAGUCGUACGUGCGGCUUUAGAGGUGAGAUUUUGCAUCUAUUUAAUAGCGCUCUUUAGUAGAGAUGAGACUUUCAUGUAAUAGGGGUUUCCGAUUUAGAGGAAGUUUUGCGGAAGUGGAACGAGCCAGUUUCAAAUGAGUUCAAUUUCUAGCCUUUCUAUACGUGAAAUUCGUUUAACCCCGACUACUGUAAGUAAAUUGCUGGGUUGUUUAUAACUUCACCUUACGAGACCUCUUCAACCCUCAACAAAUCACGGCACGUAAAUAGUGCAAGCAAAAAUCAUAAUACACCGUGAAAGUCGGGCUUUGCACUCUCAGAAACAAAGGUGCUGAAGUAUGGAAGGCUAUAAUGUUUCUAAUACUGGCUUUUUAUAUGGGGCGUGGGAAGAAGGUUUUCACCCUAUUCUUUCUACCAUCAAAACUAAGCAGGCACUCAAGGUUAGCUUUGAACUAGCUUAUUUACGUUUGACGUAGCAAAUAUAGAAAUAACCUGCGAUCAGGCCUCCCAAAGAAAAUGGGAAAAUCUAAGGACCGCCUGAUCGCAGUUUAAUGAAGAAGAAUUAGAUAUCGUGAGAGACUCUCUCCUUGCCCAGGAUAUCAUCCAGCAAACAAAAGCAGAAUUGUUUACUUUCUUCCUUGUUAGCGUAUAUGCUUUGUCUUUUUAACCCAUUGUCAUUGACUUUUUAAAACAGUUAGCAGCGAGUGUCAAUUUAUUUGCAGCAUACGCGUAUCGGCCGAAUGCGACUGCGAGACGUAAAUACUGCAAAAGAAUCCUCUUGUUUUAGAAAAAAUUUACCGAGCAUGUUUGUGUUCAUUUAUCCUUUUACCAGCCAGGUAUUUUGCAUAAACAAUGACAUCAUGCAAAGAUUUACUUAUAUAGUGAAAAAAAUCGAGAUGACCUUUUACAGUAUAAUGGAAUCAAUUUCACUUCUCGGAAAAAUGGCUCGAGCUUCCGCUAAAUCUGAAAACCCUAAUUAAUUCAAGUGUGUAUCGUUACUUAUAUCGGGUAGAUAAUUUGGCUCUCAAAGACAAAAUUUAAGCCCGUUUUCAGUUAUUGUCGUCUCUAUAACCCCGAAAAAGCACCAGAACAUUAGAUUGAGACGCCGAACGUUACAGACGUGCAAGUGUUUCUAGCAAAAAACACCGUCGUCAGCCGAAAUUUUAAAUUGAAAGUUUUCUACCGCAACAAAAAGCCUAAUCGUUUGCUAACUGCAGAACGUCCAGAAUUUUAGAUAUUUAGCAGUUAGUGAAUGAGACUAAGUAGGAUAUGAAGCACCAAUUCUUCAGAUCGAGGAGGGUGUUAUCCACCGAGGCUGAAAGCAAUGAGGUGAUGAUUGCAGCUGUAUUAAUCUAUUCUGUGGUCAGCUACGAAUUUUUGAAAGACGAAAUUUCGCCUCGCCUAAACGAAAUUUCGUUUCGCCAAAACGAAAUUUCGUCCUGCAUCGUGCCGUGAAAUUUCGUUUCGAUUCAUCACCUUGCUUGCGAACAAUAGAUGCCACCGAAACGUCGCCGCUUUAUUCAGCGAAUUUCGCGAAUUUCGGCAAAUCUCGUUUUCAUUACUUUUGCACAGUACUGUAUUUAUAGAGUAAUACGGCAGCCCUUUUGGAGCCAUGACAGCGGCAAGAAUAACUGGCAGAAAACUGUUGUGGCGAAAUAUAGAGAACGCUUAAUUUUCGGAUGAGUUAAAACAAACUCCGAAAAUGACUUAAUUUAAGCUCUCACGAUUUCAAAUAACUCCCGUAAAAGGGAUGUUAUUAUAUAAGAGAGUUCAUUAAACUCCUUUGGAGUAACUCCUCAAGAUGAGCACAAACAACUACACUUUGUAGAGUUAAAGUAACUCUAUCCAACGGAGUGAAACAGCUCUCGUAAUAGAGUUUAAUUAACCCCAGUAAACAUGAUAACCUCUAAAACAGAGUUAUUUUAACUCCCUUGGGCGAGUUGUAUUUUAUGCACUUAAAUUUUACUCCUUUAUGGAUCGAGUAACUUUUAAAUCUUUUUGCGAGUUAAUUUAAUUCUUACAAAGUUAACUCCAAAACGGAGUAAAAUUUACUCCACUGAAACUCUAUUUAACUCCUUUUGGAAGUUAAAGUAACUCCCAAAAACAUAACUCCACUGUAAGGAGUGACCUAAACCAGAUGAGUCAUCGAUAUGUCAGCGGCGUCUUACAAAAUGACUGAAAUGAUCCCUACGACUUCCGUUCACUUGAUCGAUCGCAGCGAGGAUGUUAUAUUUGAGUUAGUUUGAGUUAUAAAACGGGCAAUAUUGUCGUUUCCAGUUUAUUUUACUAAAAAAGGUUAAAUCUGUAAUAUCAGCUGUAUUGUAUUGAACGCGCGGGUUGUGGUCUUUCUUAACGCUGGUUUCGGUCGAUGUUAUUUAGUGUCAACACGUCACGAAAUCCUAUCUAACAUCGACCGAAAUCUCACAGGAACUCGGCUGAGGCUCCGAAAAAACCUAAAUUAAAUAAAUCUCGCGAGAGUAAGAAUUCCAUCUCAGUUUUAUUGCUGUCAUUAGAAUCUCAAACAGUAGUUUUCCAGCUUUUCGACUUCCACUCAUAAAGAAAAAUCCUACUUCCACAGUCACAUGCCAACAUUGGCGCCAAAUCUAAAGGGUUUUUGGGUAUACGGUAUACAGGGGCUUUUUAAAUCGGGUAUACGGUAUAUUGCAGCUUAAAUACGGGUAUUCGGUAUAUCACUUUGGGUAUAUUUGGAUGAAUUUUGGGUAUUUUGGGGUAUUUUGGCGAUUUUUUUUCCGGGGAUAAUGGUAUAUCCCCCCCCGGCCGACCCAAGGACAAUGGCGAGAGCAAAAUCAAGUUAUACAACGGGGGUAUCUAGGAGCUAAUGUCAAAAAGCGUAUGAAAUUGCCACUACUACCCGUUUUAUGAAUUUAAUUUGAUAAACAGACACGGGGAUUUCGCGGCAAAAAAGGUAAUCACUUUGUACAAGUGUCCUCCAGCUAAUUUGUAUUCUCCACGAGUUUACAGUAUAAAAAUUUCCAAUCCCAAGUUAGUCUAUAUUUUUCUGAUUGGAAACUGUGUGGGGAAGAGCAAUGAAAAAACAAACCUUCUUAAAGCUGUGAAAUGCAAACUGGGAUGGAAUUCACACUCUCGCGGGAUUUAUUUUAUUUAGUUUUUUUCGGAGGCGCAGCCGAGUUCCGGUUAGAUUUCGAGUUUCGGUCGAUGUUAGACAGGAUUUCGUGACGUGUUGACACUAAAUAACAUCGACCGAAACCGGCGACCAUAAGCCGCGUCGAUUCAAUGCAAUACAGCUGAGUCUAUUACAGAUUUAACCUUUUUUUAGGAAUAUAAACUGGAAACGACAAUAUUGACCGUUUUAUAUCUUAAACUAAUCCUCGCUGCGAUCGAGCGGAAGAAUUAGUCAUUUUGUAAGACGCUGCUGACAUAUCGAUGACUCAGCUGGUUUAGGUCGAUGUUAUCUAGUGCUUUCCGUCUAUUAACUUGAUCCAAAAGCAAAAAAUUGUAAAUAUACAUUAAAAGUACUAAAUAAAAGAUUUACCCUGUCAAACGCCCUAAUAGUUUUGUCCAUGGUGUAAACUCACAAGUACUCUGCAUGGUAUGUUUGGCGAAAUGGUGAGCAAUUCACAAGAAAAGUUCCACAUUUAUUCACAUACAAUGAUCUAAAGCCUCUUGCAAACGGACGCUACAUUGUUGGCCAACAACUCCCCACAUUGUUGGAUGUUACAUGUUAAGUCCGUUUGCACAAUUUGUUGCCUAUUGUUGCAUGUUGUUGCGUGUUGUUGGUAGCUGUUGCCCAAAAUUUGACACCGGUCAAACUUUUAGCUACUUACGAACGGACGUAACAUUGUUGUUGGGAGUUGUUGUGCCCGUUUGCACGUAGAUAAAAGUUUGACCAGUUUCAACAACUCCCAACAGCAUGCAGCAAUAUACAACAGGGUGUGCAAAAGGACGCAACAUGUAACAUCCAACAAUAUUGGGAUUUGUAGGCCAACAAUGUUGCGUUCGUUUGCACGGGGCUGUAAUUCUUGUUCGUUGACGAAUAUAUUCAUUCAUAUUCAACCGAGGGUCUGAAUGGGGGGGUCCACUUGUCAGUUAAAAUUUAGUUACUUUGUCGGUAGUCGGUUAAAAUUUUCGAUCUUUGUAGCUAGGUUGUGGGUUAACCCCAGUUAAUAAGUUAAAAUGCAUGUUAAUUAUUAAUAUUUGUUAUGUGUUUCAAUCAGUUUCAAGACUUUGAUCCCUAUAAAACAUGUAAAACUUGUAAAAAUGCAUCAUUUGAUUGAACUUAAACUUCAUUAUGCAACAUGAUAGUGUAUUUCAGCAAAGCUUUUAUUGCAAAUGUGAACUUGCCUCCCCUGUUGAUUACAGGGCACCAUAAAAAGUAAUGAAGAGCGGUUAGUUGGACACAGAGGGAAACGCCCAGUCUGACCUUUUGGGUACGUAAAUUAUUUUUGGUGAAAAAUUGCAAGGGGUGACAGUUUGCACAUCUAUACCCGCGUGAAACAGUGUCUUGACCUUUAAUAUUUUGGCUCUAACAAGCAUGUUCUUUACCAUGGUUUUCCUUUGUUUUAGCAAAUAAGGGGUGGUUCUUCAAAAAAUUAGCAAAGUAGGCGUUGGUUUUGUAUGAGAUUCCACUUUUCCAUUAAAGCUUCUUUUACAGUCGACACUAAGGGCUGGUAUUAGGAAACUUAAAAACCACGACGACGACUUUGUCGACGACGACCAGAAGUGAGUUACAGUGUACUGCGCAAGCGCGACCAGUAAAUUUCGUCGUCGUGGUGUCGUCGAAGACGCCAAAAAAAGUACAAUCACGUCGUCCUGCAAUCUACAAGCUUCAGCAGGUAUAAUGCACCUAUCAAUAGAGGAUGUUAGCAUCAACAACGAGUACGAGUACGAGAACGACUUCAAGCCGUACUCGUACUCGAAGUCGUUUUCUCAGCUUUCUAUGUUAGCGAUGACACCGAGUUCGAGUUUACAGAAAAUAAAAUUAUUGGAUUCUGCAUGACUGGGCGCCAAAUUUGAGUCGAGGUAGCGCUUCCACAACAAUUUCGAAAACAAAAAAUUACUCUAAAAAACGUUCAUCGUUCGACGGUCCAUCCUCCAGUUUUCAAAGGAAAAUCGAUUUUUCGAGGUAACUCGAAGGAUGGUUAGUCGCGGUCUUAAAACACGCUAAAACCCAUCAAAUUCAACACAAAAACCACACUGGACAAAGAAGUAAGUAUUCUUUAAUGAUAUCCUCGACUGUUGGGAUAUUUUUGACCAAAUAAUGGCAAUUUUUUGGGGUUAUUUUGUCAGCCUGUGAGGCCCGUGUGGUGGAAAUAUCGCGUUCGGUUGCUUUUCCUCGACUUCAAAAGCGGUAUUUUACAUAAAACCUAAUAUAAGGAAUGUUCAAGAUGAUAAAGAGAGGCUAGAAACGAAAAGAAACUGCAUUAAACGAUCGGAAUUUACCUUUGAAAACCAGCUCUUCCCAGUCGUUGUACCCAAUCCGAGUUUUUGGUGAGAAUUCGUCGUAGUGCAACUUGACAGGACGACUUGAAAACGUGGAGAUGCGCAGAACGGAUGCGCAGUACGCAAAAUCGCUGAUCUCGUUCUAGAACUCGUACUCGUUGUCGAUGCAAACAUCCUCUAAUGUGUUGCCGGCGGGGAGGGAGGCAGAGCGUAGGAUGGAGAUUUGACUUUUUUCAAAAUUUGCAAUCAAAUUCCCUGCCCACGGGCAAAUCAGUCCAGUCAAAUGCAACCAAAUUUCCCCACGCUAGGCUGCAUAUUGCUGUCAAUCCCAAGGCAAAACCUAAGAAAGCCACAAUAAAAAUAUCUCCAAAUAAAACUCCGCAAUCUUUUAUAAACGUUGCUGUAUCACCAAAGAUACAUGUUCCUGUUACAGCUGCAAUUAUACUUUUUACCCAUAAUCCGUGUUACACUGCGUAGAAUACAUAAACCUUUAAAAGAAAGUCCACAUUUUGUAAGUUUAAAUAUACCGUUCUUAGUAAAGGGUACAAAAAAAGUCAGUUUCGUAAAUUUACACUGAUUGUAGAGAGUGACCCAUACGCUAAUCAAUUGUACUUGCAAAAAUCGACUUGGUUUCUCUUUACUUUCGUUUACUUUGAUACCACAGUAUUUUAAGAGGUUCAAUUGAUCAAAAACACGCUAAGACAAACGAAAUUUGAAGACAAAACAGUGAAAUUCACUCAGCCUUCGCUUGUUCUCAUUGGCCUCCAUGAAUUCCUGAUAUAUUCAAACCGUACGGCGCAUGCGUGAAGCGUGGAAAUGGGAAACAGAUGUUUCGUCUCAGUCUUUUUCGGCCAAGUGGGCAGUCAAAUAUCUCCACGUCUGGCGAAGAAAGAUUCAAAUAUUACCUCCCCUGGGAGAACAAGAUCAGUCAAAUGCCCUACCCCAGGGCCAACAAAGACAAACAAAUCCCCACCCCUGCGUCGGUGUUGGCACUGGUGCGCAAACGGAUGCAACAGCUCCCAUUAAUGUUGUGACCUGCAGUGCAUAGUGGGAAGGAUACAACCCAUAAGACUUUGUAAACCAUGCGUAAUGAGCGUGCGUGGCGCCAACAAUGUUGGAAGAGCUGCGCAAACGGAUCCAACAUUGUUGCGCUACGCUUCGGCGAUCACGCAACAAAAAAGAAGUGUUAGGAGUUGUUGGCUGAAAAGUUUGACCGGUUUCAAACUUUGCGCAACAACACACAACAAUGUGCAACAGGGUGUGCAAAUGGGCGCAACAUGUAACAUCCAACAAUGUUGGGAGUGGUUGGUCAACAACGUUGCGUCCGUUUGCAUGCAGCCUUACCAUCAAUAACGGUGAACACGUAAAAUGCUACGUCAACAGUAACGUGUAUAAGAUCUUUAAAACAACUUAUACAGAGAAACUUUGAAUUUGUAACUCCAAAAUGAACAAGUAGAAUAACUAUUUGAUCCUCAGAUAGUCUUUUCUGAAUAACAGUCUUGGUGAUCGUUUCUGAGCACUUAUUGUGCGCCAUAUGCAAGUAAGAUAGAUAGAUAGAUAGAUAACUUUAUUUAAACUCGGUUAAAAUUCCUUCAGCAAACUAAACUAACUCUGAUUAAAAAUAUAUUCAUAAAAUUUUAACUACCUAGCUAUUUACAUACAAAAGCUGCUUUUCAAGGAUGCCGUGUAAAACUGUAUUAAUGUAUGAUCUCAUUCAAAACUGUUGCGACACAGUUUGCGUUUAAAAUCAUGUAAAGAAUCUGCAGAUCUUAAAUCACGGGGUAGGCUGUUCCAUAGCUCAGCUCCGCUAUAGGAGAAUUUUCUUUAAAUAAUUGGUACGGGGCAGUGGACGGACUAAUUUAUUUUCAGUAUUCCUCAAUCGAUAAGAAGUUAUUUCGUCACGAGAUACAAAUUUAGAUGUUAGAUAGUCGGAAGUCAUCCCAUGUACGGUUUCACACAUCAUAAUAGUCGUCGAUACUUGUCUUUGGUUUUUAAGCUUACGCCAACCCAGUGCAGGAACAAAUCGUCCACAUUACAAUCAGAAUUGGCGGACAUUAAGAAUACGGGCUGCACGAUUUUGGAGCCUCUGCAGCUUAUCGGAAAGACCAAUGCCGCAGUUGCUCCAUACGACAUUACAGUAAUCAAAAUGCGGUUGAAUUAAACUGUCGUAAACAUUAAUUAACACAUUAAAAGGAAUAAGAUGUCGUAUUCUUUUAAUUGCACCCAAAGCAGAAGCGAUCUUUUUACAAAUACUCUGUAUGUGGCAUUCCCAGCUUAAGUUUUGGUCAAUAUGCACUCCAAGAGAUUUUGCCGUUGACACUUGCAUCACGAGAUGGUCGUUUAUCAUAAAAGAAGGAGUUUCAGAAAGCUUUGAUAGCUUCUGCCUCGACCCAACUAACAUAAACUCAGUUUUAGUCAAGUUAAGGGUCAGUUUGUUAGCCGAUAGCCAUAUAUACUCCAUGUUUAAAUCGUCGUUAACGCAGUCAUUUAUGAGUUUUAAAUCUGCGCUGGCAUAGGUUAGGCUGGUGUCAUCGGCAUACAUUCUAGGUUGUGAAAAAUGCAAGCAAUUAGGUAGGUCAUUAAUAUACGGUAAAAACAAUAAAGGUCCAAGAAUUGUUCCCUGGGGAACACCACAUGUAACUAAUUUUGGGUUUGACAUUGAACAAUUAAUUUGGUAAGUUUGGGUACGAUUGUUUCAAUACGAAGUAAACCAUUCGUGACAGGAACCGCGUAAUCCAUAAUAUUGUAAUUUCGUUAAUAAGAUAUGAUGAUCAACUGUGUCAAAAGCCUUUUUUAAGUCUAAGAAGACAACGGCAUUGACAAGGCCACGAUCAACGUUCACUGCCCAGCUAUCGGUAGCUUCGCGUAAUGCGGUUACAGUAGAAUGUAAAGAACGAAAACCAGAUUGGUAACGGGAUAGAAUACGCUUCUCAGUAAGAUAGUGAUACAACUGGUCGUAGACUACCCGUUCAAAUACUUUGGCCACGACUGGGAUCACCGAUAUUGGUCGAUAAUUGGUGGGAUCAUUUCGUUUACCAGAAUGUUUAUACAAUGGAGUAACCCUAGCCGACUUCCACUCAUCGGGAAAAAUUCCUGUCAACAGUAAUUGAUUAAAUAUUAAAGUAAGAGACUCGGCAUAGAUCAGGGCACUCCCUUAAUAAUUUAGCUGAUAUACUAUCUAAUCCAGUGGCCUUUGAUUUACAAAGUUUUGAAAGGGGAGAAUAAAUAUGAGCAGAUGUUAUUUCCUUGAAGACAAACUCCUUAGAAGUUCCACAAAGAAACUCUUUGUAGGUGGUAUCAACAUUCGAAACAUUUCGACUAAGCCUUGGUCCAAUCUCAAUGAAGAAAGUGUUCAACAAUUCAGCAACUUCUGCUUGAUUGCUCGAUUUUAGUCCCUGAUAUUGUAUUUCAUUUAUUAUUGUUUUAUUAGAUUUGCGGGAAGUCAAUUCAUUGAUGGUCUUCGAGGUCUUACGUUGAUCAACGGCAUAAUUAUUAAAACAAUUAUUAUAAUAGGCCUUUUUAGCAGCCCUGAUUUCCUGAUUUACUUUAUUUUUGACCCUUUGGAAUCGAUUCCAAGAAGACGCAUCCUUAGUUUUAACAGCUUUUUUCUUUAGCCGGUUUCUGAAAUUCACUCGUUUUUUUCAAAUUUGUGGUAAUCCAAGGAGACUUGGUGGGACGGGUGCGUUUAGUUUUCACUGGGGCGUGCUUAUCACAAACACUUAGGAAUAAUUCUUUCCAUUUUUUCCACAUGUCAUUGGGGUCGUACAGUUCUUUGAUAUCGUCGCACGGUUGCGUCGAAACAUCAUUACGGAAAUUAUUGCUGUUGAAGUGUUUAAAUUGUCUAUAGCUGGUCAAAUUGAUUCCAUUAGAAACAGGCGGGAUUGAAAUUUUACGGUACGCGUAAACAAGAUUGUGAUCGCUUAUACCCACGUGUGUCACCCCAGAACAAAGAAUAUUGUCUUGGUGACUGGUGAAAAUAAGAUCAAUUAGGGUACUUGUUGAGGGUGUGACUCGAGUAGGCUCGUCGAUUAAUUGUUUUAAGCCAUAAAUAUCGGUAACAUUUAACAGAGCCCUUACAUAAAUGUUUUCGCUGGACAGCAAAUCGCAAUUCAUAUCACCCAUAAGAUAAUGUUCAACAUUCUCGGAAUCAAGUCUUGCUAACAAGGAGUCAAUAUUCGAGAAAAGGUCUAUAAGUGAAUUUGGCGGUCGGUACCACGAGGUAACAACAAACAAGGUAACAACAAAACAAGUAACUUGAAAAAACAACCAAAAAAAAACAAAACAAGUAACUUGAAACUGUGCGAAUUGGCGAAUCUAGGGAAAUUAGAAUGAGGGGAGAAAUUCGAAUUAAGGGACAAUAAAACGCAGGCGCAUUGCAUAGAAAUUUAAACUCGCAAAAAUAAAAUCGUAAAUAUACGCUCGUUUAAUGUAUCAUGCUCUCCUCAUUUAGCCGCGUUUUGAAAUCUUAACAAACGGACACAUCGCUCAAUUUGGGCCAGAUAACAAAUGGAACACCAAAUUACGCACAGGUCUUAUAAUUCUAAACCAUAACUGGUUUAAAAACCAUGCAAACAUCGUUUACAGGUGUAUGUGUGCCACCAGCGUAAUAUAUAAAAAAAAUGAAUAAAUUGAACUACACCUGACCCUCUCAUAUUGUCUGUAGACGGUAAAGCAAGUUAGGUGCUAGUAGAGAAGUGUGGAAGCUUUCAUGACAACUUAUAUUUACUGCUAUUUUCCCAUCAAUGCAAAUAUUAUUGUUACACGCAUUGAGUUACGAAUUUUGUUUAUGUCAGUAAUAUGGAUUUCAGUUUGCUUUCUACUUGGCCAUUUUGUGAAGGAUAAAAGCUUGGGCAACAACUUAGGAAAGUUGUUAACCAUUCCCCACGUUUUAUAAUCUUGGCAUUGUUGCCUCCGAUCAGUUUAAAAGCUUAUGAGGCAAAUGGUUUGACAGAAAUGAUAGCUGACUGACCAUUCUAAUGGGUGUCCAGGUAACUGAAGUAGAAAUUAUCCCACAAAAGCUGCGAUUUAUAACAUCUUGAACUUCAUGUACAAUGCUAUCGCAUCCAUAGUAACCGCUAUUGUUAAUGUAAUGCGAAUUUGCCUCUUUUUUUACUAGAGGUGUUAACUAAGGUUUUGCUUUUAAUUAUAAACUCAACUGAGGCUGACAUAAAACUCGUCGAACCCACUAAGAUCGCAGCGUAAGCCAGCUGAUUAAGAUUUGUUACUACCUCAUCAGUUAUGGUUAAGUUUUAGAGAGUAAGCACUGAAGGGAACUCAAUGAGCAAACAGGUAAGAGGUUCUAAAAGGUUAAGAGGUUCCACAGAGCUAUAUAAAAACUGUUGUUGUCGGUUAUUUAAAUGAAGUCUAACUUAGGCCGCUGUUUACGAAAUCAUUUGUCCUCCAGAUCUCUUUCUUAAAGGGUUAAUUUCAGAAAAUAAGUGCUUUUAUACGCUAUAUGCUUGAUCGAAAUUGUUCACGAUAAUGGUGUUUAGCUAAAAUCGUUGGGCAAACUGAAAAUAGCUUAAGACGCGGUUUUGUUUAAUCACCGGCUAAACUCCGUUUAAAUAACUGGCCCUAAAAGUUUAAAUUACUCGUACUAUUUCUUUAAUGAACUGCUACGUUUCAACUAAAAAAAAAAGACGUAGUGCAAUUUUUACGAUUUUAUGAUUCCUCAAGUUUAAAAAGACCUCAACUUUACCAAUUAUCUUUACAAAUAUUCGACUUCUUCUAGUAGGCAGACGUGCUGUCUAUGAAGGAACAGACCGCAGCUAGUUGAAAGAGAAAGGCAAAACUAAUAUAAAUGGACGAAACAAAAAUAUUUGCUUUAAGUCUUUUCAACUUUGUCUUUUUACAGUACGAAAAAGACCUAGGAUUUCAAGGUAAUCGAGAAUCUUUGAAUAAUUACGUGAAUGAGGCAAAAAAAUAGGUGGAUAAUAAAUAUUCAAAUGAUUCAACCGAUUUGUGUUGAUUGUCUGCAGUGAACAGUGGUAAAUCGGAGAAUGGUUAAACUUAAACACUUAAUCAUACUGCUGUCACACCCAUCACAGUAUUAAUUCUGCAUCAACAGCUGCUUUUAGCCGACCUAGAAAUGUUAUCAUCGAAUUAAUAGCACUGAACAAUAAAUUGCAUGGAACAUUUAAGGUAAAACAUGUUAUUUACGUUGCACUGAUUAAUUGACACCAGAGUUAAAAGUUGAAAUCGGAAUAUAAUCAAAUGAUAAUGAAUACACACAGACCAGCAUUACUGACCGUGGAGGCAAAAGUAAAGGACAAAGAGAGAAAGGCCUUUUCAUCUUCAAUUUUUUUGCAUUUUUUUUUCUUUGCUUCUGAGAAGGUAAAUUAAGAAAGUGACUUUGCUAUGUCAGUUGACCGCUGUACAGUUAUAAUAAACGGUUUGCUGUCAUGUUCGUUGGAUUAUGACUAGAGCAGUGGUCAGAAUACUUAAACUAGCGUGUAUUUAUGCCCUAUUACUACGUCCCUGUAAAAAAACGUAUUUUGAUAGAGAGGUGUAGUAAAUUAAGACGGCAAUGGCAACGAGAACAACAAAAAGCAAUAGGUUUAAAACAAACAAUUCUGCCGUCCUUUGCCUGACCAGUACGACUUGAAAUUCCAUGCAUCUUUUAUCGUUUACCUAAUUGCACGAAGACAAUCUUUUCCUCUUUUUCCAAACCUGGGUGCGCUCCUUUAGAAUUGACUCUGGGAAAUUUAACGACAGUUGACAUACUAAGUAAGUGGCAUGGGACGAGCUGUGAAACGACGCGAAUUCAUUUCGUUAAUGACGUUUUCUCAGACGCCAGUUGUGCCACUGCCUUAAUUGUUGCUAAAUGGCUCUCAUAACUUAAGUACACGGUGAAUUGUUGUCAAAGCAUAUUUUUAUUUAUUUAUUUAUGUUUUUCAUUAUAUACGAUUCUUGGCCUCCAGUGUGUAUACAAUCAAGAGUUGUCGGGAUAAAAACAAGACAGUGUGACACAUUAUAUUAAUGCGUCUAAUGUGAUAACAUUUUUCACUGAACUUACUCCCCGUCCACACAAAUGCGUAUAUUUUUGAAACCGGAGUUUUUUCCAUUUAGCCUUCCCUCCACACGUAAACGGAGAAUUCGACAAAACAAAACCGCAGGUUUUCGAAAACAGUCCCCAAAGUGGAGUUCUUUAAUUUGAAAAGGUUGGCUUAUCGAAUGAAAACGAAAACUAAUGCGAUGAUGUCACACAUCGUUCAUAGCAUGCUGUGUAAAAGAGGUUUUAGUACGUAUUUCCAUCGUUUUGGUGUUUUCGUGUAUAGUGGAAAAUGGAGAAAGAAAAACUCCGUUUUCAAAAGCAUCCGUAAACGUGUUGGAAAUCUGCCCAACAACUUAAAAGCACGUCGCUUCACCUGUCACUAAAACUGGUUACUAUACUAAUAGUCCGUUUUACUAGGUACUGGAAUGUGCAAAUUUUUACCAAUUUCUGAUAUUUAUACGGCUUUUUAUUAAUCAGGGUACGGUCGGCAAGGUAUCUUUUGUUAUGCAAACUAUGAUUUGGCGUUAACACAGAGCCUUGUUACUUUUGACAGAGUGUGUCCAGUGGAUGAAAUGCCGAGUCCUGCGAAAGUAGUUCCGAUCAUCAUUUUCCUGCUGUUAUCAGCUCAGUCAAUGACAAGUGCCUUUCUCAGGUAAAUAAAAUAAUUACAAUACUAGAGGUAUGGACGGCCGGAUUUAUCAUGCCUUAAGAAACUAAGAUAUAUAACAACAACAGCUUACUAUUAUUUACACACAUUGAAUAGAUUCGUUUAGUAGUGUAAAGAAUACAAAUAAACGAGAAAGGACAAAGAACUUCAUCUGAACCUGAAGUUAGCAUAACUGUAGUCGAGGCAGAAUAGAAGUUUAGGUAUAUGAUUUUUUUGUACAGAAUAUUGAAUUUACAAUGACAACCAUUUUUUUUUUAGAGGAAAUUUAAAUCGUACCCUCUACGGCCUAACUAUCGGCUGUGGCAAAGGGGCCCGAUUAUAUAUGGAGGAUUAAUUCAACGUAAUCAUCCCUAUCCAAAAAAGUCUCCAAUAAGUGUGGCCCUUGUUCUUGACAUGAGCGUCUGGAGCCCCUCCCGAAUCAUAAUAACCCAACUUAACUCAAGGUUAAUUCUUCUCAGCUUUAUCAAAGCAAUAUUUGCUGUGUUCCAAACAAAAGAACAACAACGAGGAAUGAUCUGCAAGUAGCAUUAGCUAAUCUAGGCGGAACAAACAGUCAUACCAAAGCAAAACAUUGCAAUCAGCAUUACCAUUAAAUUCAAUAUAGCUUGAUUGCAAGCAACGUUCUAUUAGGUUUUAGUGCUGUAGAAAUUUGAGAAAUGUCGAUUCAGUCGUUAUGCCUCUCUAGAAUCUCAACCAGGAAAAAGUGGAGUUUCGUUUUUUAAAAAGAGCUUUUUCACAGUGUUUCGGAAGCUUCCUUAAUGUUUCUUGUAUGAUGUCAAUGGUUGCCUCCUACGACUUUUUACAUCUUUGUAGGAUUCCCUGCUGUCGAGUCCUAAAAAACUAUUUAACCAGCUCUUUUUACCAAGGGUCUUCACCACAAAAAUAUAUAAGGUGAAAGGGUCUGAAAACUAUAGUAAGCAUCAAAUCUGCUGGAACACCUAGUGAAACAAUCAACAUAAGAUGAGACAGUUUCGUUCGAUAAUGUUUAAUGACCAUUUUCCCCCGGUUUCACUAGAAAGUUCCUUGUCGUGUAAAGGCAGUAAGGGCUUUAAAAAAGAGUUCACAGAACACCCGUUCAAUUUAAUUGGGACUCGUUCAAUAUAAUUGGGACUAAUUGCUGUUAGCUGUUAUUGCCUGUUAUCAGCCAUUAGAGCCAAUCAGGAUCAAGAUUGUCUUUGGCUAAGAGCUAGUCUAAUGUUAUCAGAUAACAAACCCAUUAGAUCCAAUGGCAAGCUUGUUAGUGAAUAACGGGAUAACAGCUGAUAACAGCUAAUAAUACUUCACCCAUUAUACCCAAUCACAAGUUUGUUAGAGAAUAACGGGAUAAUAUGCUACAUUCCACAAGUGUGAAUUUGACCCGUGAGGUAAAAAUCUAUUUCAUGACAAGUCAGUGCAUCAUUCUCGAGUACAUACUGGAAGGCUGCACGCAUAUACCGUAUUUAUUCGAUUAACCGCCCUGGGCGCUUAUUAAAUUUUUGGACCUUGAGAGUGGGCGCUUAUUCGAGGUGGGCGUUUAUUCGAGGCUGGGCGCUUAUUAAAUUUUCACCAUUCUCAGCAAGUGUAGUAGUAUAUUUUACAACCAGACAGUAAAUGGUACCAACAAAAAGUGAAGAUGUAACAAAGCAAGGUUUCUGUAAAAUACUCUGAAGAAAACUCCGUCUCCGGGAAGGUCUCUUAUUAUCUCUUAUUGCAGUUAUUGUGGGAGGGAGUGGGGUGGGGUGGGCGCUUAUUCGAGGCUGGGCGCUUAUUAACUUUUUCUGCCUUUAGCAUGGGCGCUUAUUCGAGGUGGGCGCUAAUUCGAGGUUGGGCGCUUAUUCGAAUAAAUACGGUAUGCACAUUUGAUCCAUUAGCUGCCGUGAACUCAUCUAAAACUCUUUUUGGUUUAUUUAUCAUGUUUUUGAAAAACGUCAAAAUUUUACCGUUUUCAAAUAACCGAUAGGCUUUUUAACCCAACACCUACGAAACAGUGGAAUGCUCAAGAAUAGAACAAGAAAAUCAGAAAAUUACUUUAUGAUCUUUGAAGAAGCGUAGCUCAUAACAAGCAUGCAACUAUCCAACGAUCUCUCGAUAAUAGGUCAGUGAUACAAUAGUUGUGAAUAGGAAACAGAACAAAUCAACACUGCCCAGAGGAAGUUUAUCAGUUAUCAAGUGACAAUUGCUGACAUUCCAGCCCAUUCCUGCACGCAAAUUUCUUAGACAGUACACUAACACAUUUAUUUUCUUAACUUAAAACGAUCUUUACACUUCCCUUUAUUUCACUUUGAUUUAACGACGAAAUCUGUUUAGAAUAAGGGAACGCGUCCAAAUAUCGGCAUCGGGUCACACCGAUGCCAAUCAAUUGGGCACCGAUUUUUUCCGAUUCUGUUGAAUGUCGGAAUCGGCAACGGGUCUCAAGUCUUUAUCGGGCCAAUUAACAAAGGUUAUCAAAAAUAUCUGGCAGCUCAAAUAACCCGUCACAAAAGCAAAAGCGUGAAUGUUGGUUCUCGAUGCACAAACACGUUAAAUUUCCAAUUUAAAUGUUGUAGACCAGCAGAUAAAGUGUUUCUUCUUAUUAUUAACACUAUCUUUCUUAUAAAUGUGUCUUGUUUGAACCGAAAUUUAACGUCACAGUUUCGAACAUUUGUUUGUAUUUACCUAUGACAGAGUAUGACCAGAAAAUAUUAAAUUUGUGUAUCAAAAUGAGCACGAGAAGAAACAGCAGGUCAUUCAACAACGCUGAAGAGCAUCUUUUGAGUGAAAGACGGCGCAAUGUACAUUGCAAGUGUACGAUCUCAAAAUGAUAAUUUUAAAAUAGCUUGGGCCCGUGCUAACCGGAACCCAAAUCGCAUGAUGAAAGAAAUCUUUAAAGGAAUAACCAGUUUAGGACUUUAAGCGAAAAAAAUACAAAGAAGUCAGAACAUCCACGACCAAAAUGCAAAUGUUGUUACCAUGUUGUGUUCUUUAACUGCUUAAAUUGCCACAGGAGAGAAGAGGACAUCGUCUGAGAAUCAGGCUGCAAGUUGUUUAUUGGUUGCAUAUGAACUCAAAAACGUGACUGAUGGAGGCGCUCAACUGGUUUUCUCUUUCUCGAUUCUCUUUCCGCUAUUAAAUUGAGUCAAACUUAUCGGAUGUAUGCACAGUUUGCUUUAGUUGAACACUCCGGUAAAAAAGGUUCUGCUUUUUGUCAAAAAGUCAGCCCCCUUGAGUCAAGUGAAAAUUUUCGUAAGCGCUGAGAAUGGAAAGCAAUUUCACGUGGCACCAUCCUCAAGCUCACAGAACAGCUAAGUCGCUAAGCCAUCCUCUCUUUGUAUGAAACUUCGUUCCGUGUUUUCCGUGACUCACGAGUGUGGGAAUCUUUCAGUUCUUUUUGCUAAUUCCCUGGAGACAAUCUUAGGCCGCAAUCUAAUUGGUCGGUAUUUUUUGCCGCAGAUCGCAUUGCACCUCGCGUUUAGGAUCGUUGAAUGAAAGUUGCAAAUUUUCGUAAAAGUUUAUCUCGUGGUUUUAUAUUAUCCAUGGGUUUGCUCUCGCUCCGCUUGCAAGGAAACCCGUUGAGGUCUACUUGUAACAAGUCUAUGCAUCCAGUUGUGUUUCGAGAAAGUGAGUUCUGGUUGUGUUUUUGGAUUGCAUUGUUAGAAAGUAUCGAGUAAAGAACACACUACUCAGUAUGGUGUUUUGUUUGCUAUGUAUCAACGAAGAACAGUGGUGUUUUGCGUCGUAAUAUUUAACUCCUUUUAAUUUUCAUAGAAUAAAUUUUAUGGAGCAGCGUGGUGUCUGCGAUCGACUGAAGGAAAUACCUCUGAAACGUCGAAAAUCACGUGUAGGCACGCAUCAAAUCAACAAACUAGAAACACAACAUGGAACAUACACUAUUGUUAUUUGUUAUGGAGUAGGAAAAAGGUACAGUCGAUACAAAUUACUUUGGAGUGAAACGACUCUUUUGGUUUCGUGACACGCUUCAUUUUAUGUAUAAAUCGGCAAAGUUUUUAUCGUAAUCGGAAACGGCAACUGGUGCCUACAGAUCGGUACCGAUUCCGAACAAUCGGAAAAUUAAUCGGGUCCGUUUCCCAUGAUCGGGUUCCCUACCGAUAUUUGGACGCGCUCCCUAAAAAGAAAGGCAAACUUGAUGUCACCUAAGGAAAAACCGCCGUUUCCGUUUUUCAUUUUGCACUAAGCAUCACUUUUUAAAGACAUAUUUGUACGUAAAAUGUAUUGACUUUUAUACAGAAAAAUUUUGAAAGGCCAGAAAGGUUUUACUCUGACACGUUUUGAGAAACCUUUACCAUUAUUCGGCGAUCGAUCAGAUUUAAAGGGCACAUUUUUACGCGCCCUAAAAAGUUGUUAGAAGAAAGUAGCGAGUAUAAGUUAUUUAGUCAUACGGCGCCGGGACUUGACGGAACGCAAAGAGAGCGUUACAAUCUAAUGGCAUACGAGCGACUGCAGGCAUCUCACGACAUGUUGACUUUGGCUAAGAGCUAGUCUAAUGUUAUCAGAUAACAAACCCAUUAGAUCCAAUGGCAAGCUUGUUAGUGAAUAACGGGAUAACAGCUAAUAACAGCUAAUAACAGCUAAUAAUACUUCAUCCAUUAUACCCAAUCACAAGUUUGUUAGAGAAUAACGGGAUAAUAUGCUACAUUCCACAAGUGUGAAUUUGACCCGUGAGGUAAAAAUCUAUUUCAUGACAAGUCAGUGCAUCAUUCUCGAGUACAUACUGGAAGGCUGCACGCAUAUAUGCACAUUUGAUCCAUUAGCUGCCGUGAACUCAUCUAAAACUCUUUUUGGUUUAUUUAUCACGUUUUUGAAAAACGUCAAAAUUUUACCGUUUUCAAAUAACCGAUAGGCUUUUUAACCCAACACCUACGAAACAGUGGAAUGCUCAAGAAUAGAACAAGAAAAUCAGAAAAUUACUUUAUGAUCUUUGAAGAAGCGUUGCUCAUAACAAGCAUGCAACUAUCCAACGAUCUCUCGAUAAUAGGUCAGUGAUACAAUAGUUGUGAAUAGGAAACAGAACAAAUCAACACUGCCCAGAGGAAGUUUAUCAGUUAUCAAGUGACAAUUGCUGACAUUCCAGCCCAUUCCUGCACGCAAAUUUCUUAGACAGUACACUAACACAUUUAUUUUCUUAACUUAAAACGAUCUUUACACUUCCCUUUAUUUCACUUUGAUUUAACGAUGAAAUCUGUUUAGAAUGAAAAGAAAGGCAAACUUGACGUCACCUAAGGAAAAACUGCCGUUUCCGUUUUUCAUUUUGCACUAAGCAUCACUUUUUAAACACAUAUUUAUACGUAAAAUGUAUUAACUUUUAUACAGAAAAAUUUUGAAAGGCCAGAAAGGUUUUACUCUGACACGUUUUGAGAAACCUUUUAUUUGACCAUUAUUCGGCGAUCGAUCAGAUUUAAAGGGCACAUUUUUACGCGCCCUAAAAAGUUGUUAGAAGAAAGUAGCGAGUAUAAGUUAUUUAGUCAUACGGCGGCGGGACUUGGCGGAACGCAAAGAGAGCGUUACAAUCUAAUGGCAUACGAGCGACUGCAGGCAUCUCAUGACAUGUCGACUUUGAGAUAACUAUGAACGGCUUUGAAUUCUUUCCAUGUGCGAGAAAACAAAAAGUAUGCAGACAGGACCAAAGCGGGAAUAUGUUAUGGCGAUAAUGGCCGAUAAUCAAGGCACCAUCAAUUGUGAUGAAUGGUGAACAAAUCUACUCUUUUUGCUGAACAUUUUCUGACAGAGAGAAACGGAAUUUUUCAGUGGCCUCAAAAAAAGGACUGGGAUAAAGUAGCGCCAGAAUUCAUAUUCUGUCGCAAUGUAGAGGUCAUUGACGGAUAGUAAGAGUGUGCAAGUGAAAAACUUGACAUCAAUAAAAAGUAAAUUUGGCGCUUUUUGUGGCAAAUAUUUUUAUCUAUUCCCUGUAUUUGGAGUAUUUUUGGCGUUUUCUGUGUGCAUGUUGCGGAACUGAAGAAGACGCAUAGGGCCGGUUAAAAAUGAGCCGGUGUUGUAAGUGGCUGAAUCUGUCCAGCCCGAAUACGUAUGAAAUGUUCUUUACCAUAGUUAAAGUCAAGCAUGCACACUUAUUUCUAGAUUUAUUUAUCCAUUAAUAAAGGAUUGUCGAGAUUUAUCGUGGUUGUAACCCGAGACAGCUGCACCUCCGAUUUAUGAUUUUGUUAGCCCGGCAUAGCAUUAUUUGAAAGACUCUGCAAAAUAUGUUGGCGCUUCAAUUUUUACCCUUGGUUUAUUGAAGUGUUUUUUCUUUUGUUUGUGAGUAUGGCAAUCUGACAAUAAUUUUUGUUGCAAGUUUUUCGAAAAUUUUAAAGUGCUAAAAUCGCAAAGUCGACCAGUAGAACAAUUAUGUACAAUGAUUUUUGUACCUAUACUAAUUUACACACUGAUUCACGAUAAGUCACGGUUUUACUUCCAUUAGAAUGCUUAAUGACUACACGUUUUAAUCAAUGUGAUCUAUUGUGGCAUAUUUCACGCAAAUAAAACAUUUGAUAAGAAAAGUUGUUAAAAUUCGCGAUUGGGGGAGAACAGAGAUAAGCCGAAAAAUGCUGCCCGCUUGACAUUUCAAGCCUGAGUCACGGUUUUCUUAUUGUCAGCAAAUUCCAUGCUCGGAAAAAUAAAGUCUAAAAUAAUAUGUAGUAUACUUUAAAUCAUGCUUACUUGAAUAAAACAAUGUAUAUACAAAAUUGAUUAAAUGCAAGAAUACGGGAAUAUCAAAUAGUGAAGAGUACAGCCAGAAAAUGUUGAUUAGCCGGUUGUUAAAGUUAACGAGAGCAGAAAGGGCUAUUGUGUGCGUACCCACUCUCCCACAUAAGCCGUCCUUUCAUGCGAACAUGGAGAAUUCCUAGGGAGAUCUUUUGGUCUGGGGCAAGUCCAAAAAUGAGAGCAGAAAGCGUAGUCCUCGAAAUUUUUACUUCCGAAAGGUGUCGUAAACGAAACUCACUUCCGGAAUUAAGAGAGACGAGAAAAAAGGCCAUUGCUGGACGCGAAAGGAUACAUACACAUCAUAAUACUUUUCGUGAUAUAUUCUUCCAGAUGAAAAUGAAGUAACACCUGAGGUAAGCGUUUUAUAUUAUUUUGGGGGGGCAUUAUAAUAUGUCGAUUCUUAAGAGAACUUUUCGUAAGAAACUUUGAGUUUUCUACUGCACCUUACAUCGAUUUUACACCAGUGGACGUGACGAGAAUUAAAGUUGGCGCAAAGGUACCGACUUUGGCGCCAAAACGGAUAACGAAAGUAAUUGUUUAUUAUGAAUGGGAAUGAAAGGGUUUUGUGACAAGCAUGACUCAAAUAGAGAGUGCGUUUGUUUUGUAGUACCGUUUAAAAUGUUCAGCAAAAAGAGUAGAUUUGUUCACCAUUCAUCACAAUUGAUGGUGCCUUGAUUAUCGGCCAUUAUCGCCAUAACAUAUUCCCGCUUUGGUCCUGUCUGCAUACUUUUUGUUUUCUCGCACAUGGAAAGAAUUCAAAGCCGUUCAUAGUUAUCUCAAAGUCGACAUGUCAUGAGAUGCCUGCAGUCGCUCGUAUGCCAUCAGAUUGUAACGCUCUCUUUGCGUUCCGCCAAGUCCCGCCGCCGUAUGACUAAAUAACUUAUACUCGCUACUUUCUUCUAACAACUUUUUAGGGCGCGUAAAAAUGUGCCCUUUAAAUCUGAUCGAUCGCUGAAUAGUGGUCAAACAAAAGGUUUCUCAAAACGUGUCAGAGUAAAACCUUUCUGGCCUUUCAAAAUUUUUCUGUAUAAAAGUUAAUACAUUUUACGUAUAAAUAUGUGUUUAAAAAGUGAUGCUUAGUGCAAAAUGAAAAACGGAAACGGCAGUUUUUCCUUAGGUGACGUCAAGUUUGCCUUUCUUUUCAUUCUAAACAGAUUUCAUCGUUAAAUCAAGGUGAAAUAAAGGGAAGUGUAAAGAUCGUUUUAAGUUAAGAAAAUAAAUGUGUUAGUGUACUGUCUAAGAAAUUUGCGUGCAGGAAUGGGCUGGAAUGUCAGCAAUUGUCACUUGAUAACUGAUAAACUUCCUCUGGGCAGUGUUGAUUUGUUCUGUUUCCUAUUCACAACUAUUGUAUCACUGACCUAUUAUCGAGAGAUCGUUGGAUAGUUGCAUGCUUGUUAUGAGCUACGCUUCUUCAAAGAUCAUAAAGUAAUUUUCUGAUUUUCUUGUUCUAUUCUUGAACAUUCCACUGUUUCGUAGGUGUUGGGUUAAAAAGCCUAUCGGUUAUUUGAAAACGGUAAAAUUUUGACGUUUUUCAAAAACGUGAUAAAUAAACCAAAAAGAGUUUUAGAUGAGUUCACGGCAGCUAGUGGAUCAAAUGUGCAUAUAUGCGUGCAGCCUUCCAGUAUGUACUCGAGAAUGAUGCACUGACUUGUCAUGAAAUAGAUUUUUACCUCACGGGUCAAAUUCACACUUGUGGAAUGUAGCAUAUUAUCCCGUUAUUCUCUAACAAACUUGUGAUUGGGUAUAAUGGGUGAAGUAUUAUCAGCUGUUAUCAGCUGUUAUCCCGUUAUUCACUAACAAGCUUGCCAUUGGAUCUAAUGGGUUUGUUAUCUGAUAACAUUAGACUAGCUCUUAGCCAAAGACAAUCUUGAUCCUGAUUGGCUCUAAUGGCUGAUAACAGGCAAUAACAGCUAACAGCAAUUAGUCCCAAUUAUAUUGAACGAGUCCCAAUUAAAUUGAACGGGUGUUACAGUUAAAUCGGAUUUCCAACAUAAUCAAAUUUGGGACAUAGAACUUCAUGCAUCCAUGCCUCUUCAACUUUUAACGUAGGCUUGACUGAGGCAAUAUAUUUUUAUAUGGUGCGAUCAGUCAAGUCAAUUACCAAAUACAUAAUUAUUGUCUCCCUCUGUGAGGUUUUUCGGGGGUGAUGAAGCAAAUAAUUCAAAUGGAACUUAACAAGGUUAAGAGUCUCUACUGGUGGGAGGCGAAUUUUACAAGCGUAGCCGAAGAUUUGAACUUGGGACUACCGAGAACCAAUCCAGCUAGCGGUAACGGGGCAGGACUUGAACUCGGCCCUCCGAAAUACAAGUCAAUCGCUGCCUCGUUUUCUGAUCAAGAAAAGAAGAAGCGAGCAAAUUCGAAAGAAAGGUGGGGAUGCAAAGUAAUAGCGUCGAGAACUAUGUUGUUUUAUUUCCAUGCAGAAAGUUUGUCUGCGAGAGGUGAAGACCAAAUUGAAUUUUAUAAAAUGCACUUAGUAGCACUCUUCAUCGGAAGAACAAAGUCAAUGUUCUUAAUUUCUGAUGUUUUAAAGUCCUAUUUAAUAUUUACUACUUUUAAUUAUAGGGAUAACUCAACUCAACUCAUGGACGAUAUUUCAGCUGUCAUUACGAGAGUAGCAAAGGAUGAAACACACAGGUUUAUUCGGCCAAAUGCAAGAGGUAUAGAAGACAAUAAGGAAUGACAGAAAUAGAGCAUGAGAAGUUACAGAUUUCAGCAGGAUCUGCAGACAUUUCCAUUCUGACGUUUAACAAGAUCUCCUUUGAUCCGAGGUUUACCUUGUUUUUGACAGGGCCACCAAUAACAGUCCAAGCUGACGUGCAAAUAGUUUACAUAGGAGGCUUUCAAGAAGUUGAUAUGGUUUGCAAUUAUUUAUUUUACAAUAACUGAAUUAUAUCUCACACGCCGAUUGGCUACUUUUUACUAUCAAUUUAACAAAUACAUUCCAUGUUGCCGUGCGGUGUUCAGUAAGUGAUCACAGGUGACGUCAAAAUGUGGUAAAAACAAAGAAGUGGCACGCGAGACGCAGGCGAGUGUGUGAUACAUACCUGCCUCGUACCGCUUGACAAAUUCCGCUUGACUGUUUGAAGAUUCGUGCUAGUUUAGGCAUUUUUAAAGUCCCAAGGAAACGCUAUACUUUUCUUUUUUUCUUUAUCUUUCUUGUAUACAGUUUCUUUGAAAAGUUUUCAACGUCGUUUGUUGCUCAAAGCAGAAUAAUGGCGAAAACAUUUUGCAAAACAGCGAGUCUCUCGUAGCGAUAACACACGAUGGCAACUGUUGGGAAGAUUUCUUGUAGUUUCUUAGGCAUUCUCAAGUAGUCAAGAGCUAUUUUUGUCUCUGUUUCUCCAUUUUUCUUCUUUGUAAAUAGCUCCUACUUAACUUUCUUCGAGGUUUUUACUUGCUUUAAUCCGAAAAAAUCUCACAAGCAUUUUCAAAACCGCGCACCAUAUGUUGAACAAAAGAAAGAAAACAAGCUUCCCGUGACGUCAUCCAUGUAUCUGUACUCUAAUAGAUCAAGGGCAACGACCAAUCACAGCGCGCGUAGCACUCACAUCAUGUCGAGCUUCGGUGUUUUUUGCUUAGUUUAGUUUCUUUUGCUAAGUCUAGUUUAUUAAAAAUAAGCACAUUAAUAACCGUAGUUUUCUUUUGACAAGUACUGAUUGUUUUUCUGAUCCUUUUUUCCAAAGCAAAACAAACUUUUUGUCCAAAUUUUAUGAAACUUUGUAAGUACCUUUUAAGUGGAAUUGAAAACUUCAUGCCUAUAAAAGCCACCUUUCGGUUUGAUUGUACACAGCUAAUAUAGCUGAAUGGCGUUCAGGACGACAAACAAGACAAGAACUGAAGUAAAAAACCGGCCGUACACGAUUAUUAAUAUCGGUUAGCGACUCUUCACAACUGCCAGGCUAGUUUGAUCUACAGACAGCUUAACCGUACAUUGCUUCGACUUGUUCGGUCACUUUAACGGCUCCAAAAUCUUCCCUUGGAAAAAUAUUUAACCUUGGGCUAGUUUACGACUUUACUGAUACAGCCCUAAAUCAAGACAAUAAACAUCGCUGUUCUCAUUUUGUUUGAGGUUUGCAAAACAAUUUAAUUUCUAAUAUAUGGGCGACCCAACUUUUAGUCAAUGAAACUCCGUUACUUGUCAUUAGUAGCCAAUCACCAAGCGAGAAAAGUUAUUGACAAUAACGAUACGCCAGUCUAAAAAAGUCAUAAAUUUUCUUCUGUUUUCUUCAUUUUUACCGGCAUUUUUUACUUUUGUUAUUGUAAAAAACAAAUUGACGCCAGUUUUUUAUCGUCUCUCAUCUUAUUGAUGAUAAAAUGACAUCAUAGCAUUGUCAAAGUUAUGACGUCAUUUUAUCAGCAAUAAGAGGACAGAGGAUAAAAAACUGCCGUCGAUUUUUUAAUUCAAAUAAAUCUGUGUUUGUUAUUUUUUAAAUUAAUCCUUUUUUAAUUUAAUGUUUCCUUGAUGUACAAGCGUCGCCUUCAAGUAGAUUUUCUCGUUUUCACUGGGAAGUGAACUGAGAUUGUCAAUGUUUCCUUGGCAGACUUUUACUUUGGAACUGUUCUUUCGUCAGUACUGGCGUGAUGACAGGCUAUCUCAUAAUUUGCCUGAGAGGCAGAUAACGUUACCUAGCGACGCCGCUGACAGACUGUGGCAGCCUGACACAUUCUUUCUAAACACCAAAAAGGGAGAGCUGCACAAACUGACUUCCUUAAACAAAGUGAUGGUAAUUCAAGCCGAUGGUAGUGUAUUUAUCAGCACAAGGUAAAAAUAAAACAGUUUUUCUUGAUGCCGAGUAUGAUGUAUCACCAGCAUACUUAAUUAUGGGCGUAACUGCGGCUUUCAAAAUGAAGGGGACAAUUCAAUUCAACUUUGUGACUAGCUAAAUUCAACAAUUUUCUUGUUCAUUUACUGUAACCUCCAUGCAAAAAAGUAUAACAAACCAUGUUCUAAUCGGAGAGGGGGUGUUACAAUUACUUGUCCCACACGGCCAGCAAACCAAAAACCGGAAGACAUGACCCUGACGCGCCUGUCGACAGUUACUUUAACAAAGUUUUGCACAGAAUUUUGACUGGUUAAUCUUAUUAUGUGUUAACGGUGUGACUCAAGAAUAAUUUAUUUUUCUAAUCUUAACGAAAGUCAUCGCCUCCCAUUAAAACUGAUCUCGUGAUCUUAAAACCGUGUAAAAUUUGUUUUAAAAUUUUUGUUGGAUCGUCAUGACUUUUGGCUAAUGUUAUUUGUAAUAUUUAGAAUCACUCUGACGUGUCUAUGUACAAUGGACUUUCGCAAGGUCCCCAUGGAUCGACAAGUGUGCGAAUUGAAAUUCUCAAGUUGUAAGUUUCGAAAAAAGUAUACGUAUUAAUGAAAUAAAAGCGUUGAUCCCAGGUGAGGCUAAUUUGUAAGUUUUUAUACCUGGUUAAAAUGACCUAAAUUUUUAUUUUCUAAAUACCGUACUUUCUGAAUUAAAUGUUUGAAUGAAAAGAUUAUUAUUCCUUUUUCUUGGCAACAGUUUAUGUUGCUCUUGUGCCUAGAGUUUAUUAUAUAUUUCAAAUAGUAACUAUAAAGGGGAUUAUUUCAAUCAUUCUAUUUUAGACCCCGCUAUAAAUUUGGGAAUGGUCUCCAACUAUAUUAUGUACUAGGUUUCAUUCUAAUAAACUCCAUUAGUACGGAAUAAGCAUUUGUUAUCUCUUUUGUUUUUUGAAAAAUAUUUCUUGUCUUUUGAGUUUUAACAUUAAUUGUUUUCUCUGGAAUCUUCUGCCUUGCAGACUCUUUUACCACUGAUGAUAUUGUUUACGAGUGGAAGGAGAAAAAUAAAACUUUAUCAGGAAGUGUCGAGAUUGCUCAAUUUACACUUAAACCAGUCAGCACUCAUCAGGACGUCAGCAGCUACGUAACUGGUACUCUAGGGGAUGUGGUCUUGAGACAGCCACCUGAUCUAUUCCCGGAGUAGUCAAUCGACAAAAAUCGGUAUCGAUAAAAAUCGAUAGCAAUCAAGUGAUUUUUAUCGAUUGACAAUGGAAAUCAGUGAAAAUAGAUAAACUAAAUUGCUCUGUCAAUUGCAAAUCGAUAUUAUUUUUCAUGAUUUUAAAGGCACAUGACGGAAGUCCGCCAUUGUUGAUUUUUGGCAUAAGUUAGCAUUCACGAGCAACAACUGAUCAGCAAACACGAAAAUGAGAAAUGUGGAAACUAUUGCACACACAACUUUCUCUCUAAAACUCUUCGUUUUGUACAUAAUAACAAAAACGGUUCGGCUUUAUAAUUACAUUCAGUUCUAGCAGGCAAGUAUCGCGAGAAAUACAACCUUAGUAAAAAUUCUCUGGUCAGAAUUUCAGACAUCCACUCGAGUCGAAGGAUUUAUCGAUUUUUAUCGAUUUAUCGAUUGAUAAAUCGAUACCGAUUUUUAUCGAUUGACUACUCCGAGUCUAUUGAGAUUAUCGGUUGGCAUUUUCCUUAAAUAAAGAAUAAAAGCGAGAGAUUUUGUUCUGGAUUUUACAUACAAGAGAGUCGACAUGCUGUUUGUAAACAGACUUCUCCUUAUAGCUCCCUAUCACACGUUGUCAUCAAAGCUCCUUGCGUUUUAAUUUGCCAGUGUUUCUCAUCAAAUGCUUGGAUAUUUUUAAAUGUUUCUUUCUCUUUUCCUAGGUAAUUACUCUGUUCUUGGCCUUAGAUUCGAGUUCACGCGACGCAUUGGCCAUUACUUGACAAGGGUUUACAUUCCAGCCAUUCUCAUCGCGUGUAUGUCUUGGCUUUCAUUCUUCAUUGAUCGGAAGUCAGUUCCAGCUCGUGUUGCACUAAGCAUAAUGACUAUUCUCACAAUUACUACACUGUUAAUCGGUGUUGGUCAGGGAUCUUUGCCUGUGGUAUCGUAUGUGAAGGCAGUAGACUGUUACCUAAUUUUUUGCUAUAUUUUUGUGUUCGGUGCAUUUGCAGAAUAUGCAAUUGUAAACAGCAUAGAAAGAGGACACAAAUCUACAGAGCAUCGAGUGGUAAGAAUUAGUAUGGAUACAUUUGUAUACUGCGUGGAAAUAAAAAUGUGA
Porites lobata is the source of this 27101-nucleotide messenger RNA. The record is from the annotation of a GenBank genome assembly. Lineage: Eukaryota; Metazoa; Cnidaria; Anthozoa; Scleractinia; Poritidae.